AUGUCAACUCCGCCUCCCAAUUAUUAUGCGAUUCUAGAAGUACCCGAAAAUGCAUCGCUGGAACGUAUCAGAGAGGCAUACAAGAGAGCGGCGCUGAAGACGCACCCCGAUCGCGUUCCCGACGGCUCGCCAGACCGGGCCGAGCGCACGCGCAAGUUCCAACUCGUCAACGACGCCUACUACACGCUCUGCGACCCCGUCCGCCGCCGCGAGUACGACGCCCAGCGCAAGCUCUUCACCCGCGCUCCCUCCAGCGACCCCUUCGCCGAGGCCGACGACGAUGCCCCGCCCGGCUACUCCGCCACCGGCGGCGGCACCAGCCCCUACUCGUGGGCGUGGAACUUCUUCACCAACGGCAGCGGUAGCGGCGGGGACGAGCGGCAGCGCACGGAGAAUGCCCAGUUCCGGGACGUCUUCGAGGAGAUGAUGCGCGAGCAGGGCAUGGCGGAGGAGGACGGCGGCAACCGGCCGACCGGCAAGUUCUGGAGCGUGGUGGGUGGGCUGAGCGGCGGCGCGCUCGGCUUCAUCGUGGCCAACGUGCCGGGCGCGGUGGCGGGCGCGGUGGCGGGGAACAGGCUGGGUGCGGUGCGGGACGCGCGCGGGAAGAGUGUGUACGCCGUGUUCCUGGAGCUGCCGCAGGCGGACCGGACUAGGCUGCUCAGCCAGCUCGCGGCCAAGGUGUUUAGCCAUGCGACGGGCAUCUGA
Molecule: messenger RNA, 705 nt
Organism: Cordyceps fumosorosea ARSEF 2679
Lineage: Eukaryota; Fungi; Ascomycota; Sordariomycetes; Hypocreales; Cordycipitaceae
Product: DnaJ chaperone (Caj1)
Exons: 3
Coding region: 1-705 (234 amino acids)
Source: RefSeq, a predicted model, not a curated record